Messenger RNA from Neospora caninum, 5592 nucleotides. RefSeq lists its product as hypothetical. NCBI's taxonomy places the organism in Eukaryota, Apicomplexa, Conoidasida, Eucoccidiorida, Sarcocystidae. Bases 1 to 5592 code for a protein of 1863 amino acids. The record is from RefSeq and is a predicted model, not a curated record. The transcript has 17 exons.
AUGGAGGAAGACGAGGAGUUGUCUCUCCCCAACAGGAAAACCCGUCGUCUUGUUCGACCGCAACUCGAUGACAGCGAUGACGAGGAGCCCUUGAGUUCUUCCUCGUCCUCGUCCUCCUCUGCCUCUUCUGCGUCUUCUUGUUCUUGGAGCAAGGGAGGGGAGGGAGUUCGGCGGCGUGAAGCAGAGGAAGAGCGCGAGAGGUCGGGCGACUCUCACGGCGCGGCGCACGAAGACGACGCCAACCCCGUCGCUGGUGCUUCACCUGUGGCGGUUGCAAGAAAGGAGAAGAAGAAACGCUGGGUGAAGAGAGAUGAGAGCGAGAAGGAAGAGAGCGAGAAGGAAGAGAGCGAGAAGAACGAGCAUGAGGACGCAGGAAAAGAUUCGGGUCUUGAUGACUGGAAUUCCUUUGCAGCUGAGAUGCGAGAGGGAGAGGAAGAAAGCGAGGGAGAAGUUAAGAGGCGCGGGAAAGAGCGAAGGAAGAAGGACAAGAAGAAGCGGCUGGAACUGCUCCGGCGGAAACUGAAGCAGAAAGACGGCAGGAAAAAGAGCAGAAAACACAGAAAAUGUGGCAGUAGUGGAGACGACGGCUCGUCCCCAGACGAGGAUUCUGAAGAGAGUGCGAGUUCGAGCGACGGAAGCGUAGAGAACAGUGCAACCGAAUCCUCCGCCUCUUCACUGCUCUCCUCUUCGGACGAGGACGAGAACGCGUCAGGACUAUCGGACGACUCUUCGCCCCCAGGAAAGGGCUGCGGGAAAAGGAGUCGGAGACAGAGACGGCGUGCGGGAGGCUCUCGAGGCGAGAAGCUGAGAGAAGACGAGAGCGACGGCGACAAGCAGUUCGCCGAAGAUGACGAGACAGCUGCAUGCACACUCGAAGACGCCCUCGCCUGGUGUUUCGACUCCAUCGUGAACGAGGAAGAACAGGGAAACCCCUUUGGAAGAAAAAACGUUUCUCCAGAUGAUCUGGCCUUUCUUCGCCGCGUCGAGCACCUACGCUGGGAUGACGAACUCACACUCGGCGGGGCUCGACCUCUGCUGGAGGCUUUCGAUUAUCAGACGCCGAGGCCUGUCGUGACACCACAAGUCAGUGUGUUGACGAAGGAGCAGAAGGCGAUUGUUUUUCUUGAUUUCCCGAACGAGAUGUACAAGACCGAGUACCUUCACUUACGCGUGUUUGACUGGAAGUCGCGGCGCGUGAUCGUCGCAAAUCUCCUCAAGUGCGCUGCGCAGCAGCUGGCGGCGUGGCGCGACUUUGAUAGCUGGUUGCAGGAGACGAAACGGUUUGGCGCCACGCGCGAAGAAAAAAUCAACAAAAUGUUCCAGUGCCGGGUCGCGGAACCUCGGGGCUUGAGGAAGCUUCAACAUCUCCUACUGAGAGCCGAACAGUGCGGCCUGGUCGAGCGGAACAAGUCUCUCAGCCUUCGUCGCUGUUUGAACAUUCCUGCGUCUCUCCUCGCCCAGACCGAUCGGAAACAAACAGUUCCCUCGGGCGGAGUCAAGGCCGAACAGGAAGAACAGGCAGAAGCGUCGCCUGAACCUGCGGAGGUUAAGGGUUCGCAGACUGCUUCGGAUGCGGCGACUCCUCCCUCUGUCUCGCCUCUGACAGCGAGCGCUUCCAUCGGUUCCCUGUCCUCGCCGUCGGCGUCCGCUCCCUUCUCAUCCUUCUCCGUCCUUGGCGAGAAUGGCGACUCUCUGGCGCCUCCAGGCAGCGACAACGCUUUCCUGGCCGACGCUGGGGGGCUGUUUGCUGGCGAAGAUCUCUUGUUCAACGACGACGACAGUUCGCUCUUUGACGGAUUCGACCUAACGAGCCGGUGGACUGCCUCCGCCGAGGCCAAAGCUCCUGGUGGCUGGGGCGCCCUCAAACGGACAGUCAACGAAGGAAACUCGAACGGAAAAACCGUCAAAAGCCGCGACCAAAUUGCGAAGGAAGUGGAAGACAUGAAGAUGCGAGAAAAGGAACUGAAGAGACAGCGGCGAGAACGGCGCGACGAGGAGAAGAAGGACGCGCGCAUCCUGGCGAUGAAACACCAGUGGAGAGAGUUGCAGAGAAUCGCAAGAUGCACGCACGAAGGGCCGCGCUUCCAUCAUCCUCGCGAAGAGGAACACGUGAAAGGCCAGGAAGAGUAUACAUCCAAAUUCCGGGUCUUUGCUCGAGAAGAACUGGUGUACAUCCGCCCGCCGCAGGAGGUUCACAACAAACAACGCGAGGCUCUCGACCUCUACCUGGCUCAGCUGCGGCGCAUGCCGCAACUCAUGGAGGCUCCUCACAAGUUGAAAUUGGCUGCGAAGUUCGGGCUCAUCUCGCUGCAGUCGAGCUCGGCGGACGCGCUGGAGGCUCCGACUGUGAAGAGGCUGAAGGCGAACGCGCCGUGGCUAGCCGAAAAAGACGAGCAAGAGAAGGCCUGGAAAGACCUCGCGACUGCGCUCGGUCAGGAGCCCUGGAACGUCCCGCUGCACUUCAUUCCUGCGUCCAUACAGCCGCAGUGGAGCGAGAAGAAAAAGCAGGAAGAGGAGGCACAGAAACGGAGAGAGGAGCAGAAAGAAGAACAGAGGAGACAGGAACUCGCUGCCAGUGCCCUUGACAGACCAAGAAGUCGCAGCAGCAGUCCUCUCAAAACAAAACUCCCCACGCCUUCCCCUUCGUCUUCUUCCCCUUCGUCUCCCUUGAGCGUUUCAAAGAGAAGACACAAAGUUUGUGCCUUUUCAGCUGCGUCGCCUGCGGGGCCUAGACGCGGCGUAUCUUCGGAGACCCCGUCGGCUCUGGCUACGCCUCAGAGCAAGAAAAAACAUCUGCUAAGGCGACACAGCUCCGGCAGUCUCCACAACUCUUCCUCGUCCUCGCCUUCUUCCUCUGCGCCUUCCUCUUCGUCUUCCUCUGCGCCUUCCUCUUCGUCUUCCUCUGCGCCUUCCUCUUCGUCUUCGUCUGCGCCUUCUUCUUCCGCUGCGCCUUCCUCUUCGUCUUCGUCCUCUUCGUCGUCGUUGCGUUCUGAGGAGGUUUCCACUCAAAGCGCAGGCCGGCAGGAGCACGAAAUGCCGAGAAUCUCGGAGCCGAACGAGGUGGAGGAUGAACAGGCGAGCCGAGACGGUGCAAUGCUCCUGGAGGCACGCGGAGAAGCGAAGGAAGGUGAGAAAGGGGCGAAGAAAGGUGAGAAAGGGGCGAAGGAAGGUGAGAAAGGGGCGAAGGAAGGUGAGAAAGGGGCGAAGGAAGGUGAGAAAGGGGCGAAGGAAGGUGAGAAAGGGGCGAAGGAAGGUGAGAAAGGGGCGAAGGAAGGUGAGAAAGGGGCGAAGGAAGGUGAGAAAGGGGCGAAGGAAGGUGGCGUCGAAGAAGGGAAGAGUCCUGAGUUUUGCCCCCGAGACUUGCAAACUGAAGAGACCGCAGAAGCGCCAGAAAAGCUUCUCUCCAGCAGACGAGAGGACCAAACGACGCCUCGCCGAGGCGUGCGAGAAGGCUGUCCUCAAGACGAGGUAGAAGAAAGGAAAAGCGGCGACGAGGGAGGCAGCGUGCGAGACACGAAGGGAGACGGGAAGGAGAUUGUUGCCGAGAAUGAAGACGUGACGAUGGAAAGCGACAAACCGGCAGAAGUCGCGCCACCAACCCUGCUCUCUCUAGCCGAGAAUCGCUCGUCAGCUUCCGCACUGCCUUCCGCUUCUUCCUCCUCGUCCUCUCCGUUGCGGUCUGCGUUGUCUGGGGAGGGUCGAGGUUCGUAUAACAAGCAGAGAGGCCCGCGACAGAUGAAGUUGACGGAGUUGUUUCGGUUCACGCUGGACAGAGCGCAGAAGAGGAAUCGCGCGUUCCCGUCUCGCGCGGAUGUGCUUUUGUCGAGUCUCCGAGGCAGAGAGCCGCCUCGCCCGGCCUUCACUCCGAGCGCAGUGUUGGACGACGACGGCGAAGAACUUGCGAAGCAGCUGAAGAGGAAGAAGAAGCGGAGACUGGUCACGGACGACGGAGAAGAUGAGCGCGGAGAGGGACAGGAAGAAGGCGAGAAGGAAAAGAAACCCGAAACGCAGGAAAAAGAGAGCUCAACAGACCGAACAGACAGUGCUCUGGAGAGAGAGCAGAAGAAACGGAAAGUGACACUACCAGACUCUCAAGAGGAGGAAGAGGAGCAAGAAGAGGCAGAUGGCAAAACAUCCCCAGGAGAGAAGGAAGGCGCCCACGAGAAGAAAACCCCCCCCGCCGAGACGUUUGCGGGACGGCUGCUGGACGAGGCCAGACGCGCGCGGAGGAAGGAAAGAAGAAGACAAAUGAAGGAACUUAUUCGGCAGAUGACGGAAUUCGAGGCGGAGGAGAACGACGAGGAACUCGAGGGAGAUGAAGAGUACAAGUCGGCUCUCGCAGAACUUCGGAGUCGGCUGAUGGAGCCUGAAGAAGACGAGUUGAGUGACAGCGAUGAGGAGUUUCUCGAAGGCUUGUUUGCUGCCAAGGAGGACGAAGUCUUUGAUGCAGAGGUUGAAGACACCGAAGCGAUGCAACGGAAACUUCGCCACGAUCUCGAAGAGCGAGAAGACAAGAUCUACGAGCGUCUCAUUGGCCGCUUCCAGAAAGGCGGCGAAAACGCGGUGGAGCUAACUGAGGCGGAGCGCAGGGAACUCGAAGAGGAAGAGAGAAGAAGAAGGGAGAGGCUGCAGCGGAAGAAACGAGGAGAUGAACACUUGGCGGGCAUUGAACUGGACGACUGGCUGUCUGACGACAGUGAAGACAGCUCGCCUUCGGAGGCCGAGUCUGAAGAAGAGGAAGACCAGGAAUCCCUCGCUGCUCUUUCUUCCCUUUCCAAAUGGUCUUCUCUGGACAAGGUGCCGACCCUCGCUUCUCUCGCUUCUGCCUCUUCUCUCGCUUCUCCGGCUUCGCUCGCGUCUCUCUCCAAUCCUUCGCUGCUGGUUUCGCAGUGCCGGGAAAACGCAGAGAGGCGCAAGAAGGUUCUCGAGCGGCGCAAGAGGAAGGCUGGAGACCGAGAGAGAGAGAAAGGCCCAGCGCUGGGCAACAGCCGAAGACUCAGUGCGCGUGGGGAACCCCGCAAAAAUUGCGCUCUCUCUGCGCAUUCUGCCGCGACGGGGCGACGAAGGCAGCGCGACGCGGACAUGGAAGAAGAGGGCGGCGUGGACGGGAAGGAAAACCGCCGGAGAGAAGGCGAGAAAGACGGAAACAGAGUCGCUGGUCUCAUGGACAAGGCCGCCCCAGGUCUCGCCUCGUCCGUGUCGGAGAGAAAUGAGAAGCGAGACGAGGUCGGGCUUCCCCCUUCAGCUGCAGCUGCGCAUGGAUCGAAGAAGGCGAGUGUGUCGAAACAGAAAAACCUUUUCAAAUCGCGUCUCUCGACAGCAAGCGCGUUCUCCGCCUUUGGAGUCUUUGGCUCUUCUAGCCACUCGUGCAGUGUGCGCUUUGCAGACGACGAUAGCAGCUUCGGAAUGCGAGGAGACUUUGAAAACAGCCUCAGCAGCCGAGGACUGCCUGGGGGGGUUCCCAGUCGAGACGCAGCCCCCAGCUGGAGCGGCAGCGCGCGCAAGAGCAAAGCCGAGAAGACGGAAAGAAGUUCGCACUCUGCAGGGGAGAAGAAAAGGUCGACAGGGUUCGCCGGACUCCUAAAACGCUGA